AUGCGGAAUUUCCCUCCACCAACUUCCAAGCGUCAGUUGCAGCGAUUCAUAGGCAUGGCCAAAUUUUAUCGCCGGUUCCUACCAAACUGUGCUGACCUAAUGCUGUCGCUCGCCAACACGCUUUCUAGUUUCAAAGGCCGCCUCGACCUCACUGGGGAAGCAGUGACUGCUUUUGAGAGAAUUAAGAAUUCCCUUGCCGACGCCAACUUACUCACGCAUCCCGCUCUCGAAGCUCAGUUGUUUCUGAUGGUAGCUGCUUCGACCGAAGCCGUAGGUGUGGUCCUUCAAAAAAACCUUGUUGGUUCGACUCGGCGACUUGCCUUUUUCUCCAAAAAACUCUUGCCGGCUAAGACCCGCUACAGUAUCUUUGGCCGUGAGCUACUUGCCAUUCAACUGGCCGAGAAGCAUUUCCCACAUCUCCUUAAAGGUCGGGACUUCACCGUCUUCACGGACCACGAGCCGCUGACUUUUGCUUUUCAUCCCCACUCCGACAAGUACAAUUCGAGAGAGAUCGCCCACCUGGACUGCAUCUCCCAGUUCAACACCGACAUCCACCAAAUCGUUGACACGAAGAAUGAGGUGCCUGCUAUGUUGUCCAGGCCCGCACUAUUUUCCCUCCAACUGUCACACGGGAUCAACCUUGGCGUCAUGGCGGCUGAGCAACAAAAAGUCGGUUUUCCUGGUGACGAGUCCGUUAGUGGUCUCCAACUUAAUGACGGUCUUCUGACCAUCGGCUCUGGUACCAUACUUUGUGACGUCUCGACUCCUUUUCAUCGCCCUUUAUUGGUUGCCGCAAUGCGUCGAGCCGCGUUUCAAACUCUGCAUGCACUCUCCCUCCCUGGGAUCCGAGCCUUUCAAAAGAUCCUCGCAGAAAGUUUUGUCUGGCCUGGCAUGACCAAGGACGUCAAAGCUUGGUCCCGGACGUGUCUGAGUUGCCAGCGCAACAAUGUGCAACGUCAAGACAAGUCCCAAUUAGGCACCUUUCCCAGCCUCGAGGCACGGUUCAGUCAUGUGCACUUGGAUGUUGUAGGCUCCUUGCCUCCUUCCAAAUGGCUAUACUCACCUUCCUACCUGCCUUGA
Molecule: messenger RNA, 1080 nt
Organism: Spirometra erinaceieuropaei
Lineage: Eukaryota; Metazoa; Platyhelminthes; Cestoda; Diphyllobothriidea; Diphyllobothriidae
Source: the annotation of a GenBank genome assembly